Paramecium octaurelia is the source of this 1278-nucleotide messenger RNA. NCBI's taxonomy places the organism in Eukaryota, Ciliophora, Oligohymenophorea, Peniculida, Parameciidae. The record is from the annotation of a GenBank genome assembly.
GAAUAAACAAAAAAUAAUAAUUAAAAUAAUUUGUUUUCAAAAGAAUCUCUCUUACUCUAGAAAUCGUUAUUGAAGCUAUGACGACCUUUUGUGUAUAACUAAAUUUAAAUUUUUGAUAUCUAGCAAAUCGAAGAUGUUUUUUAAGUCCACUUAACUUCAGAUUAAGCAAGAGUGAUUGCAAAGAGAUUACCCCCUGGUUUUAGCAUUAAUUUAAGCAGAUAAUCAAAAAGAGAUGUUAAAGUUUGCUAAUCAAAUAAUAAAAUUUUAGAAAUUUUAAUAGGAUAUUUCAUCAGAUGAGGAGAAUAAAGUCACAAAAAAGACAUAUGUAGCACCUCCUUAUAGAGCAGAAAACACUGAUGAAAUGAAAAGAUGCUUAGCAUUACUCUAAAAAUUAAAAAAACACUAGUUAGCUGCUCCAUUUCUAAGGAAAUUAGAAAAUGUUAAUUAUCCUUAAGAAUUCGAAUAUGUUGACUUAUAAAUUGUUGAAUAAAAUCUAAAAAACAGUACUUUACUUAUCCAAUCAUAAUUUAGAUGAGUAUCUUACAGCCACGUAAUUUUGGGGAGAUAUAAAAAAAAUCUGGUAAAUGUCCUAUGCCAUGAAUAACAAAGGCACUUAAUUAUAUGCAAUGACUCAAGAAUUAGAAUAGCAUUUUAAUGAAUUAUACAAAGAAUUAGAUAAGCCUUAUCCAUAAAAAUAAGUUGUGGAGCAACCACUAAAAUAAGAGAAAUAGAAAAAGCCACCUCCCAUGUAACAAACUAAUAGCAAUAGUAAUCACAAUAAUUAAAACAACAAAAAGCCAAUGUAAAGCACCCAAUAAUAAUAUUAGAAAACAACCAAGCCUAAUGGAACAACCUAUGAAUAUGUAGGAAAAAAGAGCCUUGGUUUCAAACAUAAAUAGUUUACCUCCCGAACAUCUCAGAGGAGUUUGGGAAAUAGUGUCUGAUGGAUUGAAAAUUUAAGAAUAAAAUGAUGAAUUAGAAUUUGAUAUAGAUACUUUACCUGUUAAAAAGACAAGAUAAUUGGAGAAAUAUGUUAACACAAAACUUGAAUAUUUAAAAAAACAAUAGAGUAAAAAAGCAGCAGAAGAAAGUAAAGCUUAAGACAAAAAUGAUAGAAUUGUAUUAAUUUGAUAACUAUUUUAGGUUCAUGCAGCAAACAAUGCUUACAAUCAUGCUCCAUAGCCAGUUUCACAAUUAAAGCAAACUGACACUGGAGACAGCUCAUUUAGCAGUGAUGCUGAAGAAUCUGUUUGAGUUUUUUUUUUAUUUUUGUUUUUU